ACAAACCUGUGUGAUUACGCACAGCAGUGGUUACGUUUGAUACGGAAAUUAUUAAAUAGCAGCAAUAUGAGUCGAAGAAAAAGAGCGAAGGUAGAGUACAGAGAAAUGGAAGAGAAAUAUAAUCAAUUAGAGGAUGAAAAUGCUUCAGAUACAUCGGAAAAAUCUAAACCUGGUCUUGUAACGCCAGAAAAAAAAGUUGUUCCUGAAGUAAAAAAAGAAUCUGAUACAAGUAUAUCACAAUCUGUUCCCACAUCUUCAGCACCAAGAAUUGAAGUAAAAGAAGAAGACGAUCAAGAUAGCGAUCAUGAAGAUCCUCAUGUAAAAGAAUUACUUAAUGGUUUGGAAGGAGCAGCAUUUCAAAGUCGUCUUCCAUUCGAUAAAUUAACUUCUACAGAAGCUGCUUGUUUCCCAGAUGUUUCUGGCGGUCCACCACAGACUCAGAAAGUUUUUCUUCACAUUCGAAACAGACUUUUGCAAUUAUGGCUUGAAAAUCCAAAACAACAAUUGAUAAUUGAGAAUGCUUUGCCAGCAAUAGAACCACCUUAUAAUAGCGAUACUGUAUUGGCACGUCGAAUUCAUGCAUUUUUAGAAAGACAUGGUUUUAUUAAUUUCGGAGUAUUUAAACGACUUAAACCAUUACCUACGAAGAAGUUAGGUAAAGUGAUCGUAAUUGGAGCAGGUAUUGCUGGUUUAGCUGCAGCCCAACAAAUGCAACAAUUUGGUUUAGAAGUAAUUGUACUCGAAGCACGGGAUCGCGUUGGUGGACGAAUUGCAACAUUUCGUAAAUCUUCAUAUAUAGCCGAUCUCGGGGCUAUGGUAGUCACGGGUUUAGGUGGGAAUCCCGUAACAACACUUAGUAAACAGAUUAAUAUGGAACUUCACAAAAUUCGACAAAAGUGUCCUUUGUACGAAAGCGAUGGGCAAACGGUCCCAAAAGAUAAAGAUGAAAUGGUAGAGAGAGAGUUUAACCGGUUAUUGGAAGCAACUUCAUAUCUUUCACAUCAAUUAGAUUUUAAUUACGUGGGUAGUGCUGGAUCUGGACAAGGUGGUAAUACACGACCGGUUUCCUUGGGUCAGGCAUUGGAAUGGGUGAUACGUCUACAAGAGCAAGGUGUCAAACAGCGUCAAGUAGCACAUCUACGUUCCGUACUAUCGCUCCAAGGUCGACUUAUCACCAAUCAACAUAGGAUGAUAGCAAUCAUGGAUCGUUUGGUCGAGUUAAAUAAGCAAUAUAAAGAAAUGACGGAAAGUAAAUUACAAACACGUGAUAUAACGCAAGAAUUCGUAUUGCGUUCAAAAUUACGCGAUCUUCAUAAUGCAUGCAAGGAAUGGGAUCAACUUUCCGAACAACAGAAAGAAAUCGAGGCAAAGUUACAAGAAUUGGAAGCCUCCCCUCCCAGUGACGUAUAUCUUUCUUCGAAGGACCGUCAAAUAUUGGAUUGGCAUUUUGCAAAUUUGGAGUUCGCCAACGCGACGUCGCUAUCGAACCUAAGCCUGAAACAUUGGGACCAAGACGACGACUUCGAAUUUACUGGCAGUCAUCUAACAGUUCGCAACGGCUACUCGUGCGUACCUGUUGCUCUGUCCGAGGGCCUGGACAUCCGGCUGAACACGGCGGCAAGGGCGGUCCGCUACGGGGUGAACGGGGUGGAGGUGUGGGCCGCACCCUCGCGCAGCCCCCACACAAAUCACACGGUGUACAAGGCGGACGCGGUGCUGGUCACCCUUCCCCUCGGAGUGCUCAAGGCGUCCGCGCCGCCGUCCGCGGUCGCCUUCAAUCCUCCGCUUCCGGACUGGAAGUCGCAGGCUAUUCAGAGGCUCGGUUUCGGCAAUUUAAAUAAGGUGGUGCUGUGCUUCGAACGGAUCUUCUGGGAUCCGACCGCCAAUUUGUUUGGCCACGUGGGGAGCACAACCGCGUCGCGUGGUGAGCUCUUCCUCUUCUGGAACCUUUACAAGGCGCCGGUGUUAUUGGCCCUGGUCGCUGGAGAGGCUGCCUGCGUCAUGGAGAAUGUCAGCGACGACGUGAUCGUUGGACGUUGCAUAGCCGUCUUGAAGGGUAUUUUUGGAAACCAAGUGGUUCCACAGCCGCGCGAGAGUGUAGUGACGAGAUGGCGAGCGGAUCCAUGGGCGAGAGGCUCGUACAGCUUCGUCGCGGUCGGCAGUUCCGGUAGCGAUUACGAUCUUUUGGCCGCCCCAGUCGCGCCCCCUGCCACCCCUGGCGCACCGCCGCCGCAACCCAGGGUUUUCUUCGCAGGAGAGCACACCAUACGAAAUUACCCGGCUACCGUGCACGGCGCAUUUCUCAGCGGACUACGCGAGGGUGGACGGAUCGCGGAUCAACUCUGCGGAAGCCCUUACGCGCCACCGACGAUGCCCGCUUCCGGCCCAGCGCCCACCGCCAUUCCAACCGCGACCACCGGAUCCACGACCACGCCUUAGCGUCCUGCCGCGGAAUCCUUGGCCUUCGAUCGAUAAAAAAAUGAAACAAGAAAAAGAAAAAAAAAAAAAGCGUUACAAUAUCAUCAUACGAUUCAAUCGAUCAUCAUCGUCAUUCUAUUAUUAUUAUUCUCGCUUAGACGACGCGAAAGAAAGUACGAAAGGUAGCUGGAAUUUUUCGUCUUCGAAAAUUAAAGAGGAUCGUUUGUUAUACAUAUAUAUGUGUAUAUAUAUGUAUUUUUUUUUUUUUUUUUUUUUCACUCUUUCGAAGAGCAUAAAGAUUCCAGAUACCAUUCUCGAAGCUCGUUUAUCGUGUUUUUUCGAUUGUAAUUGUAUGGAGGUUCGAUCGAGCCAAUAGCACGUAUACGAGCGCGAUUACUUACGAUUACUAUUAGUUAGGGAAAUCUGUCCGCGAAUAACCAUUUCCUCCUAACGUAUAUAAUAACGUUAUAUUGGACGAUCGACGUUUGAUUCGUCCUGGUUCGAUCCAUCGGUUUUCUGGUUGAUUGAUCACCUAUUAUCACGGGAAUAUAAUUGAAACGCGAUCGUAAUUGAGAAUGGGAGGAGGAGGAGGAGGAGGUGGAGGAUUGGCGAAGCGGAUCGAUUGUUAAGUGUAUCGACGUGACGUUUUCGAGCGAUUCGAGAUUUUCGUCGAUUUCGUCGAUUCUUGGACGACCUCCUUGAACGGAGAGAUCGUAUUUAUUUUUCAGAUAUAUUGCCCGCAGCGUGAGAUAAAAUAAAGUAGAAGAGUCGAGGACUGAAGAAAGAUGAUCGAUCCGAGAACUCGAGAAUCGUGUCACGAUUAACGCACGUCGAUUCAUUUACAUACACACAGAUACAUACAUAUACACACAUACACGUCGCUACGAUCCUCGAUAUUCUUAUUUCCGCUUCUCUUUCGUAUUUAUUCCGAAGAGGAGGGGAAAAAAAAAAAAAAAGAAAGAAAUCAUAGAUUCGUAUCGAACGAGAGGAUCGUAGCCGUCUUAGAGAUAGAGAGUCGAUUCAUGAUAAGAAAGAUUCGUGCCUUUUGCUACUACGUUCCAUCACGUACAUUACACUGUUUAGUCUGUAUCAUAUCGUAGAAAUCGUUUCACUGUACGUUUAACAUACUCUCUCUCUUUCUCUCUCUCUUUGUCUCUCUAUACAAUUGUCCUUUCUUCCUUCUCUCUCUCUCUCUCUCUCUCUCUUUUUUUUUUUACUCGCUUCGACACGCUUUCAUAGUCACACGCAUUUAUCCCAAAUCUUCCUUUCCUUACGUAUAUUAUGCUUCCUCGAGAUUUCUCGAUCUCGACCAUUAGCUACCUUCCAUCACUUCUUAUCUUCAAUUAAUCGAUUAUCGAUUAUGUUAUUAUAUUUUAGCAUUAACGGAAAAAAAACCAGAGCAUGCAUUUUCGCAACGAGAACAAAAAAAAGAAAAAGAAAAAAAAGAAAGAAAAAAAUGUCCGACGAGGAAUGAAACCGUUCUUUUCGCGCAUUAACGCGUACAAUUGCCGAACAAACCCACAUCUCAACCUCAACAACAACGAACACCCGAUCUAUAUAUCGCUCUAUUUGAUCGAUUCAACGCUCAAAUCGCGCCUUUAAGCCGCAAAUACUUUUCCAAUGGAGGGAUACACCGAAAUAAUCCACGUAGCCCGCGAGAGAAUAUCCGUUACGGAGGAUGAUGACUCCGUUCAAGCCUGAUUUCAUCGUCCUCGAGUCACGAAUUCGAUCGGUGACCGAUUAUCGAUUAUCAAUUAAGGGGAACGGAAUUCGAGGAAUUUGCCAUCGACGUUAAAACCGACUCCGGAGGAAUCGAAUCGCGUCAAGCGCACAUAUACACACAUACACACAUAUACAUACACGUAUCGUUUUAAACUUGUCUCUCUCUCUCUCUCUCGUGGACGAUAUAAAACGGAAAUAAUCUCGUAAAGAGAGAAAAAAAAAAAAAAAGGAAAAAAGAAAAAAGAAAAAAAGAACCGUCUCACUGUAUACUUGGCCGAGUUAACGAUGUGCAAAAAUUUCUGUAUAAUAAGUUAUAAGAUAUAACGCGUGCGCGAUGUCAGUUAGAUGUGUUUUUCGUCCCACCGCAACACCAUGUGCGCAAUACCAUGUACGUAUAUAAAUCUGUAAAGACUAAUCGAUGAAUCGAUCGUUGAUCGAUUCUUAAGCAAUGCCGCUUAUAUUUGUCUUGAUUAAAGGCAGAGAGUUGUUACGACACCAACGACAGUUUGUGAAGAAA
Molecule: messenger RNA, 4657 nt
Organism: Apis laboriosa (Himalayan honeybee)
Lineage: Eukaryota; Metazoa; Arthropoda; Insecta; Hymenoptera; Apidae
Gene: Su(var)3-3
Product: lysine-specific histone demethylase 1A
Exons: 14
Coding region: 67-2439 (790 amino acids)
Biological process (GO): regulation of DNA-templated transcription
Cellular component (GO): nucleus
Molecular function (GO): protein binding; oxidoreductase activity; flavin adenine dinucleotide binding
Source: RefSeq, a predicted model, not a curated record